Messenger RNA from Ilex paraguariensis (yerba mate), 2747 nucleotides. The record is from the annotation of a GenBank genome assembly. NCBI's taxonomy places the organism in Eukaryota, Viridiplantae, Streptophyta, Magnoliopsida, Aquifoliales, Aquifoliaceae.
CAUCGGAAGGGGUAGAGAAAGAUCUCAUCUCUGAUAUUAGAAAAAGCCGGCUACAGCUCAGGCACACACACAACCCACCACCAGCACUACCAACUAUCUACAUUCUAUAAUCCAUCUUGUCUUUGUCUCAUCUAAUUUAUUUGUCUCCUUCCUUUAGCUGAUCCGAAAUCCAUUCAAAAGAUUGACAUUACCCACAAACAGAUACAUGUAUACCGUUUAAAUUUUCUAUGCUACUUUGAUGAGAAUGAGUUUAGGAAUGGGCGAAGUCGAUUAAUUUUGGGUGCAUCGGAGAUAUUCAAGAACAGGGAUUUGAAAGAAAGUUGGGAUUUUGAGAAAGUAGAAUGGGUUGUUUUCCGUGUUUUGAUUCAAAGGAAGAGGAAAAGUUUAAACCCCAGAAAGACAGAAACGAUCGACAUGAAAGCCACCAAACUGCUCCCUCUAACAUAUCCCGAUUAUCUUCUGGUGCAGAUAGACUCAAAACAAGAAGCAAUGCAGGACUAAGGAGGGAAUCAUCAGGGCCAAAGGAUGCACCGGAUGUUAUGAUUGCUGCACAAACGUUCACUUUUCGGGAGCUUGCAGCUGCAACGAACAAUUUCAGGCGAGAUUCCUUCUUGGGGGAAGGAGGAUUUGGACGUGUAUACAAAGGGCGGCUUCAUAGCACGGGCCAGGUUGUAGCUGUCAAGCAACUGGAUAGAAAUGGGCUUCAGGGCAACAGGGAAUUUCUAGUGGAGGUUCUCAUGCUCAGCCUUCUCCAUCACCCUAACCUAGUGAACUUGAUUGGGUACUGUGCUGAUGGGGACCAACGGCUUCUUGUCUAUGAAUUCAUGUCCUUGGGAUCAUUAGAAGAUCACCUUCACUAUGGUAGGAAGGCUAAAAUCACAAGAUCUAUUGUUAUACCCAAUGAACUUCAACUUCUUGUCCUGGUAAUACAAAGUUUAAGUAGUUUUAGGCUACCUUCUCUGCAGGUUGAACAACAACAGAAUGGGAUUUAUGUCUCCAAUCUAAUUAGUUGGGAUGAGAUAUUGGGAAAGAGUGAGAAAGUGCCAGGAGAGAAGAUGAUGAAGUCAUUGUCAAUCUUUCAAGAUUUUGAAGCGAUGGCUGCUCUCCCCUCCCUAAUGUCUUAUCAUCAUUUUCACCGAAUGGAUGUAGAAGAUGGUAUACUGAGAGAAGUUCUGGAGGCAUCCAUAAAGAGGCUUCCUUGGGGUUUGUUGGAUGAUGGAGAAGGAGCAUGUGUUUCACAAGCUAAGCAGAAGAGCAAGGGUGGAUGGAGACUUGGAUGUGUGCGCUGUGCGGAGGGAUUUGGUCCUGUUGAUGGUCAUGGCUGUGGAUGCUGUGGAACAUAUGGACAUGAGGAACAUAGGAAGACUAGGUUUGGCCUGAAUCCCAUGAAUUUGGGGGUCGUGAGUGGAUGGUUUUUGGUGUUUCAGGCUGCUCUUAAUGUUGGUAAGACGAGACUAAUACUUGGUUAUAUGCAUGUAGAUCUUCCACCUGAUAAAGAACCAUUAGAUUGGAACACUAGAAUGAAGAUAGCUGCUGGCGCUGCCAAAGGGUUGGAGCAUCUCCAUGAUAAGGCAAACCCUCCAGUAAUUUAUAGGGACUUCAAGUCAUCAAACAUAUUACUAGAUGAAGGAUAUUUCCCAAAGCUGUCUGAUUUCGGACUUGCAAAGCUUGGCCCUACUGGAGACCAGUCGCAUGUUUCCACAAGGGUCAUGGGCACUUACGGUUAUUGUGCUCCUGAGUAUGCCAUGACAGGGCAAUUAACGGUGAAGUCUGAUGUCUACAGUUUCGGGGUAGUCUUCUUAGAGCUCAUAACAGGACGUAAAGCCAUUGACAGCACCCAGCCCCAUGGACAACAGAAUCUUGUUGCCUGGGCACGCCCAUUGUUUAAUGACCGAAGGAAAUUAGCAAAAUUGGCAGAUCCAAGGUUGCAGGGUCAGUAUCCUAUGCGGGCUCUCUACCAGGCUCUAGCUGUGGCAUCCAUGUGUAUCCAAGAACAGGCUGCUGCUCGUCCUCUUAUUGGGGAUGUGGUCACUGCCCUAUCUUAUCUGGCAAAUCAGGCAUUCGACCCUAGUACAGCUCCUGGACAUGGAUACAGAUUAUUAGGAGAUAAGGAUGAGAAAAGAAACAGAGAUGAGAGAGGUGGAAAAAUAUCAAGGAAUGAAGACGGAGGAGGAUCAGGAUGCAAGUGGGAAUUGGAAGGAUCUGAGAAGGACGACUCUCCUAGAGAAACUGUAAGGAUGUUAAACAGGGAUUUAGACAGAGAACGAGCUGUUGCAGAGGCCAAGAUGUGGGGAGAGAACUGGCGUGAAAAAAGACUGCGAAGUGCUCAAGGUAGUUUUGAUGGCAAUAAUGGGUAGCGUCCAAAUGUACAUUGCAAGGCUUCAUCUUCCACCUUGGCUCAUUCUCUGCUUGCACAAGAGAUGAAGUGAAGAAACCUGGGAAGCCGAGGCUUCUAGGUGCUUUAUUCAUACCACAAGUUCAAUUUUUCUGCUGCAAGAGAGACUAUUGGAGCUUAACUUUUACUGUUUUCCUGAAACAAAGGAGUAAAAGAGCUCAAGGAGAGUGUAUAUGUAUUGCGUAUCAAAAUUCUAGCAGAAGAACGGGACAUAUUUAAAAGUUUUGAGAGUAAACACGUCUGAUGAUAUCCUUCUGCUGGAUCUAGUAGGUAUUGCUACAAUAAACAUUGUUUGUCUGUAGUAUUUUCUGUGACAUGCUAUCAUCAACUAAUUGUUUUGUUUCAUUAAAAC